AUGAGCUACAACAAGAAGGACGAGGAUGCCGAGGGCAAUGCCAUUGUCAAGGUCGACAGGACCUCGGUCUUUCAAGAGGCUCGCGUCUUCAACUCGUCCCCAAUCUCGCCGCGCAGAUGUCGCAUCCUACUCACCAAGAUUGCCCUGCUCCUCUUCACCGGCGAAAAGUUCCCCACCAAUGAAGCUACCUCCCUAUUCUUCGGCAUCUCCAAACUGUUCCAGAACAAGGAUGCCAGUCUACGGCAGAUGGUCUACCUUGUCAUCAAGGAGCUGGCGAACACCGCCGAGGAUGUCAUUAUGGUCACUAGCAGUAUUAUGAAGGACACGGCCGUCGGAAGUGACGUGGUAUACCGCGCAAACGCCAUAAGGGCACUCUGCCGUGUGAUAGAUGCCUCCACCGUUCAAGCGAUUGAACGUCUCAUUAAGACCGCAAUUGUCGACAAGACGCCCUCCGUCUCGUCGGCGGCGCUCGUAUCCUCUUACCACCUGCUCCCCGUCGCCCGUGACGUCGUGCGGAGAUGGCAGAGCGAGACGCAGGAGGCUGCGUCGGCGGCCAAGUCCUCCGGAGGCUUCUCAUUCGGGUUCGGCGCGUCCUCCCAGCCCAACCUCGCGGCUUCGAAUACCAACUUCAUGACGCAAUACCACGCCAUUGGUCUUCUGUAUCAGAUGCGCUCGCACGACCGGAUGGCGCUCGUCAAGAUGGUCCAGCAGUACAGUGCGGCGGGCGUCGUCAAGAGCCCUGCGGCGACGGUUCUUUUGGUCCGACUUGCGGCUAAGCUUGCGGAAGAGGACCCUAACCUGAGGAAGCCCAUGAUGUCGCUUCUCGAUGGAUGGUUGAGGCAUAAGAGCGAAAUGGUCAACUUCGAGGCGGCCAAGGCCAUCUGCGACAUGAGGGAAGUUACUGACGCGGAGAUUGUCCAAGCUGUGCACGUGCUGCAGCUGUUCCUCACCUCUCCCCGCGCAGUUACCAAGUUCGCGGCCAUUCGCAUCCUGCACAACUUCGCUUCCUUCAAGCCGGAUGCCGUUCGUCAAUGCAACCCCGACAUCGAGGCCCUUAUUACCAACAGCAACCGUUCCAUUGCCACUUUCGCCAUUACGACCCUGCUCAAGACCGGCAAUGAAUCGAGCGUGGAUAGGCUUAUGAAGCAGAUCUCCGGGUUCAUGGCCGAGAUUACCGACGAGUUCAAGGUCACCAUUGUCGAGGCUAUCAGGACACUUUGCUUGAAGUUCCCUUCGAAGCAGGCUGGCAUGCUGGCAUUCCUGAGCGGUAUUCUGAGGGACGAGGGUGGUUACGAGUUCAAGCGCGCUGUUGUUGAGAGCAUGUUCGACCUCAUCAAGUUUGUGCCGGAGAGCAAAGAGGAUGCCUUGGCGCACCUUUGCGAGUUCAUCGAGGAUUGCGAGUUCACCAAGCUUGCCGUUCGGAUAUUGCACCUGCUCGGUAUGGAGGGCCCGAAAACGGCCCAACCCACCAAGUACAUCCGUUACAUCUACAACCGGGUUGUCUUGGAGAACGCCAUUGUCCGCGCUGCCGCUGUCACUGCUCUUGCCAAAUUCGGUGUUGGGCAGAAAGACCCCGAGGUCAAGAGCAGCGUGCACGUGCUUCUCACUCGCUGCCUGGACGACACGGAUGACGAGGUCCGUGACCGCGCUGCUCUUAACUUGAGGCUCAUGGAUGAGGAUGAUGAGAUUGCCCACCGCUUUAUUCGCAACGACUCCAUGUUCUCUCUCCCCGUUCUGGAGCACCAGCUCGUCAUGUACGUCACCGCCGACGACCGCGACACCUUCGCUCAGCCUUUCGACCUUGCCAAGGUUCCUGUUGUCACCCGCGAGCAGGCCGACGCGGAGGACCGCUCGAAGAAGCUUACGACUGCUACGCCCACCCUCAAGGCUCCUUCGGCCGGCCCCAAGCCGACGUCUCGUGGUGGCGCCGAGGCUGCUGCCUCUGCCACCGCCGCUGCUCAGCAGUACGCUCAGCAGCUGCAGGCCAUUCCCGAGCUGGCAGAGUUCGGCGGUGUCCUCAAGUCGUCGCCUGUUGUGGAGCUUACCGAAUCCGAGACGGAGUACGUCGUCAGCGCGAUCAAGCACAUUUUCAACGAGCACAUCGUCGUCCAAUACGACAUCAAGAACACACUGCCGGACACUGUUCUUGCCGAUGUCACCAUGGUUGUCACGCCGAGCGACGACGAGGAGUCUGGUCUCGAGGAAGAGUUCAUUAUCCCCGCGCCGCAGCUCAAGACGGACGAGCCGGGUACUGUCUUCGUUUCGUUCAAGCGCACGGCGGGCGAGGCUUUCGUUGCCAGCAGCUUUACGAACAUCCUGAAGUUCACGCUGAAGGAGAUCGACCCUACCACAAACGAGCCCGAAGAGGGUGGCUACGAGGACGAGUACCAGGUCGAGGACCUCGACCUUACUGGCGCAGACUACAUUGUUCCUGCAUACGCCGGUAGCUUCGACAACGUCUGGGAACAGUCAUCCUCGGGCGAGCAGGCGACCGAGACGCUGCAACUGAGCGCAUUGAAGAGCAUACAAGAUGCUGUUGAGGCCAUCCCCAAGACGCUCUCCCUGCAGCCCCUCGACGGCACGGACGUCGCCCUCUCGCCAAGCACGCACACGCUCAAGCUCUACGGCAAGACGAUCUCGGGCGGCAAGGUGGCGGCGCAGGUGCGCAUGGCGUUCAGCGCCAAGGCGGGCAUCACGAUGAAGAUCGAUGUCCGCUCCGAGGAGGAGGGCGUCGCCUCGCUGGUUAUCGCCAGUGUUGCUUAG
Molecule: messenger RNA, 2763 nt
Organism: Aplosporella prunicola CBS 121167
Lineage: Eukaryota; Fungi; Ascomycota; Dothideomycetes; Botryosphaeriales; Aplosporellaceae
Exons: 6
Coding region: 1-2763 (920 amino acids)
Biological process (GO): intracellular protein transport; protein secretion; intra-Golgi vesicle-mediated transport
Cellular component (GO): endoplasmic reticulum; Golgi membrane; COPI vesicle coat
Molecular function (GO): structural molecule activity
Source: RefSeq, a predicted model, not a curated record